Molecule: messenger RNA, 352 nt
Organism: Staurois parvus
Lineage: Eukaryota; Metazoa; Chordata; Amphibia; Anura; Ranidae
Source: the annotation of a GenBank genome assembly
CACUCUAACCGCGCAUGCGCGGCUCCAGGGCGUGCAGCGCGGCGAUCGGUGGCGAUCACAUGGGACAUGGGCACUGAUCAUCAGGGCACUGAUGAUCAGUGUGCCCUGAUGAUUAGUGUACCCCAGCAGUGCCACCUGUCAGUGUCCAUCAAUGCUGCCUGCCAGUGCCCAUCAGUGCCUCAUCAAUGCCACAUAUCAGUGCCUACCAGUGCAUAUCAAUGCCCCAUAUCAGUGCCCAUCUGAGCUGCCUUUCAGUGCCACCUAUCAGUGCCAGUCAGUGCCACCUAUCAGUGCCAGUCAGUGCCACCUAUAAAUGCCCAUCAGUGCUGCCUAACAGUGCCAGACAUGAGUG